Racocetra persica is the source of this 717-nucleotide messenger RNA. Lineage: Eukaryota; Fungi; Glomeromycota; Glomeromycetes; Diversisporales; Gigasporaceae. The record is from the annotation of a GenBank genome assembly.
CUCAAGUGUUACUACGUUCAACAAUGGAUCAGUCUGAUAUGGGUGAUGAGAUAGUUAGUCAUGAUUAUGAUAUUCAAGAAAGUGAUUUAAGUCAUGUUGGAAUAGCUAAAAGAAGGUCGCUUGAAAUGCUCACGAUACCUGAUACUGCUUUUGAAGAGGCCUUAGGGUUAUGUCAGAUUCAAGAAAAAAAGUUAGAUAAAAAUGGUGGUGUCUACAGGUAUGUAUUUGUAUGCCGGCAUGCUGGAAAGUUUUAUUCAAACAAAACAGCUACCGAUCCUUCACAACAAUGUAACAGAGAAUCAAUCAAGACAAAUUGCACUUGUUAUAUUAACAUGUGCUGGCUACUUAAAUCAUCAAAUCCGGCUAUUACUAAGAUGAAUCUUGAACAUCACGGUCAUAUACUUAGUCCUGAAACAAUUCGCUUUGCUAAUGUAUAUCGACAGCUUCUCCAGAAUAUAAUAGAUAAAAUCCAGUUCUAUGUAAAUACGAUUCAUAAUAUUGAUCAGCAUAUGUUAAGACAGCUUCUUAGUGGAGAAUUCAAAGAUCAGUUGUUUUUGGAUAAAGAUCUGACAAAUGCGAUCCAACAGUUUCGAAGGUGCGAUAUCAUUGAUUCUGAGCAGGAUCCUGAAAAUGAUGCAUCAAAUCUUCUUAAAGAGUUACAAAAAAUGAAAGAAGAUGAUCCAACAUGGUUUAUAGCUUAUAAUUGUGUCAAAAAUC